Anarrhichthys ocellatus (wolf-eel) is the source of this 719-nucleotide messenger RNA. RefSeq names its product cullin-associated NEDD8-dissociated protein 1-like. The annotation marks the transcript as partial. The transcript is spliced from 3 exons. The record is from RefSeq and is a predicted model, not a curated record. Lineage: Eukaryota; Metazoa; Chordata; Actinopteri; Perciformes; Anarhichadidae. Gene Ontology annotation, biological process: SCF complex assembly.
AAUCAGAUGAAGAGUACAGUGAUGAUGAUGAUAUGAGCUGGAAGGUGCGGCGCUCCUCCAUCAAGUGUCUGGAGACGCUGAUCAACACUCGCCGUGACCUCCUCCUCUCCUUCUACUCCUCCAUCUGUCCGGCUCUGCUCGCUCAGUUCAAGGAGCGCGAGGAGAACGUGAGGGCCGACGUCUUCGCCGCCUUUUCGGCGCUGCUGAGACAAACGCGGGCGGGAUCGAGUCGCCGGGGCCUCAUGGCGUCCUCGGAGUCAACGGUGAGCAGAGAGGAAGACGAGGAGGAGGAGCCAGGAGUCGUCAUGCUGAAGAAACAGGUACCUGUGAUAGUGAAGGCUCUCCACAGACAGCUGAAGGAGAAGAGCAUCAAAUCCCGACAGGGCUGCUUCAGCCUGCUCACUGAGCUGAGUCACACUGUUCCUGGAGCUCUGGAGACACACAUACCUGCUCUGAUACCUGGCAUCGUCUUCUCCCUGACAGACCGGUCCACCUCCUCCACCAUGAGGAUCGAUGCUCUCUCCUUCUUCCAUGUGCUCCUCCUCUCUCACCCUCCUCAAGCCUUUCAGUCACACAUGCAGGUUCUUUAAGGCUUCAUGUGAAUAGAAGUAAACAGCCGUAUCGCUUCCUACGCUCUCCGCCUGCCACUGGUCUCACUGACGGCUCACUAUUCAUCACAGCCGUCUGUUUUAUACCUCUCUACCUGUCUAUCUACCUGU